UCCUCCCACCCCCGCCCCAUCCUCUCCUCCUCCUCCUUCCCUCCUCCCCUGCGCCGCUCCUCACUGCGGGUCCGCGCUUAGGGGCCCAGAGAGCUGGCGAAGGCUCAGUCUGAGCGCUGGACCGGCCCGAGCCCGGGGCGCCCGCGUCCCCCGCGUCCCUCCUCCUCGUCCCGGCCCCGCGCCCCUGGCUGCCCGGGCCCCUUUUGCGGAGAGGCAGAGACUCUGCUCGUCGCCAUUUCUGGACUGGGCUGCUGCUUUCACUGCUUUUUCUGCGGACGCCUCUGCGAGUGGCGGUGCAGGGACCGACCCCUGCCCGGGCUCGGGGCGCUUCUCGCGCGACCCGGAGCACUGGCCUUGCGGUCUGCUCGUCCGGGCUCUGGAGGCGUUCGGCGGGAUUUCGGCAGGGGGAUCGGGCUGGAAGGGCUCAGGGGAUGAGAGCCCGGCCUCGGCGGCCUUCGUCUUCCAGAGAGGAGGCUCAGAGGAGCCCCUGCUGACUUGAGAGAGACAGAGACACCACGCUGAUUGCUGGGAGGAACUGGAAGACGAAAAAAAAGGAUUCCCAAACUCAGGGAGAAGAGCUCCCUCACCAUGAGUAGCGCUGUGUUGGUGACUCGCCUCCCGGACCCCAGCAGCAGCUUCCACGAGGAUGCCCCUCGGCCUCCAGUUCCAGGGGAAGAAGGAGAGACCCCACCGUGCCAGCUGGGGGCGGGCAAGGGCCAGGUCACCAAACCCAUGCCUGUCUCCUCCAAUACCAGGCGAAAUGAAGAUGGGCUGGGGGAGCCAGAGGGGCGAGCGUCCCCAGAUUCCCCUCUGACCAGGUGGACCAAGUCCUUGCACUCCUUGUUGGGCGAUCAAGAUGGUGCUUACCUCUUCCGGACUUUCCUGGAAAGGGAGAAAUGUGUGGAUACCUUAGACUUCUGGUUUGCCUGCAACGGGUUCAGGCAAAUGAACCUGAAGGAUACCAAAACUUUACGAGUAGCCAAAGCGAUCUACAAAAGGUACAUCGAGAACAACAGCAUUGUCUCCAAGCAGCUGAAGCCUGCCACCAAGACCUACAUCAGAGAUGGUAUCAAGAAGCAGCAGAUUGAUUCCAUCAUGUUUGACCAGGCGCAGACCGAGGUCCAGUCGGUGAUGGAGGAAAAUGCCUACCAGAUGUUUCUGACUUCUGAUAUAUACCUCGAAUAUGUGAGGAGUGGGGGAGAAAACACAGCUUACAUGAGUAAUGGGGGCCUGGGGAGCCUAAAGGUUGUGUGUGGCUAUCUACCCACCUUGAAUGAAGAAGAGGAGUGGACUUGUGCCGACUUCAAGUGCAAACUUUCGCCCACUGUGGUUGGCUUGUCCAGCAAAACCCUAAGGGCUACAGCGAGUGUGAGGUCCACGGAAACUGUCGACAGUGGAUACAGGUCCUUCAAGAGGAGCGACCCUGUCAAUCCUUAUCAUGUAGGUUCUGGCUACGUCUUUGCGCCAGCCACCAGCGCCAACGACAGUGAGAUAUCCAGUGAUGCGCUGACUGAUGAUUCUAUGUCCAUGACAGAUAGUAGUGUAGAUGGAAUCCCUCCUUAUCGUGUGGGGAGUAAGAAACAGCUCCAGAGAGAAAUGCAUCGCAGCGUGAAGGCCAAUGGCCAAGUGUCUCUACCUCAUUUCCCGAGAACCCACCGCUUACCCAAGGAGAUGACACCCGUGGAACCUGCCACCUUUGCGGCCGAGCUGAUCUCAAGGCUGGAGAAGCUGAAACUGGAGCUGGAGAGUCGGCACAGCCUGGAGGAACGCCUGCAGCAGAUCCGCGAGGACGAAGAGAAAGAGGGGUCCGAGCUUGCCGCGAGCUCCCGGGACGGGGCGCCUACCCAGCACCCACUCUCCCUCCUGCCCUCCGGCAGCUACGAGGAGGACCCGCAGACGAUUCUGGACGACCACCUGUCCAGGGUCCUCAAGACCCCUGGCUGCCAGUCGCCAGGCAUGGGUCGCUACAGCCCCCGGUCCUGCUCCCCAGACCACCACCACCACCACCACCAACAAUAUCACUCCCUCCUCCAGCCCGGGGGCAAACUGCCCCCCACGGCGGCCUCGCCGGGCACCUGCCCCCUCCUCGGGGGCAAGAGCUUCGUGACCAAGCAGAUGACGAAGCACGUCCACCACCAUUACAUCCAUCACCACGCAGUCCCCAAGACCAAGGAGGAGAUCGAGGCGGAAGCCACACAGAGGGUGCGCUGUUUCUGCGCAGCUGGCACUGAGUAUUACUGCUAUUCAAAAUGCAAGAGCCACCCCAAGGUUCCGGAGCCCCUGCCAGGCGAGCAGUUCGGCGGCAGCAGAGGCAGUACCUUGCUCAAACGAAAUGGGAAAGGCACCGAGCCGGGCCUGGCCCUGCCCACCAGGGAAGGAGGGGCCCCCGGAGGAGCUGGGGCUCUGCAGCUUCCGGGGGAGGAAGGAGACAGGUCGCAGGAUGUCUGGCAGUGGAUGCUGGAGAGUGAGCGGCAGAGCAAGCCCAAGCCGCAUAGUGUCCAAAGCACAAAAAAAGCCUACCCCUUGGAAUCUGCCCGAGUGUCCCCAGGUGAACGAGCCAGCCGGCACCAUCUGUGGGGUGGCAGCAGUGGGCACCCACGCACCACCACCCGUGUUCACCCAUUUACCCAGGACCCUGCAAUGCCUCCCUUGACCCCACCCAACACUCUUGCUCAGUUGGAGGAGGCCUGCCGCAGGCUAGCUGAAGUGUCAAAGCCCCCAAAGCAACGGUGCUGCGUGGCCAGUCAGCAGAGAGACAGGAACCAUGCGGGCACUGUUCAGGCAGGAGCCACGCCCUUCUCCACCCCAAUUCUGGCUCCAGAAGAUCACAAAGAGCCAAAGAAACUGGCAGGUGUCCAUGCGCUCCAGGCCAGUGAGUUGGUUGUCACCUACUUUUUCUGUGGAGAAGAAAUUCCAUAUAGGAGGAUGCUGAAGGCACAGAGCUUGACCCUGGGCCACUUUAAAGAGCAGCUCAGCAAAAAGGGAAAUUAUAGGUAUUACUUCAAAAAAGCAAGCGAUGAGUUUGCCUGUGGAGCAGUCUUUGAGGAGGUCUGGGACGACGAGACAGUGCUUCCGAUGUACGAAGGAAGGAUUCUGGGCAAAGUGGAGAGGAUCGAUUGAGCCUUGGGGUCUGGCUUUGGCCAACUGUGGUGCCCAAAGUUCUUGUGACCUGUCUUGGACACGAGUGACUGCGACAACACAUUUUGAAGGAAAAUUAAACCAAUGAAGAAGACAAAGUUUAGGGAAGAAUUGGCCAGUGGGCCUUCAGGGGAGGGUGGGGGGAGGUUGAUUUUCAUUAUUCAUGAGCUGGGUACUGAGAUAAGAAAAGCCUGAACUAUUUAUUAAAAACAUGACCACUCUUGGCUGUUGAUGAUGCUGACUGUAUUUGAGAGACUUCCGUAUAUAAUAUAUGACUUCCUAGGGAUCUGAAAUCCAUAAACUAAGACUGUGUAGAGCUGACCUAACAGGAGUUCUUACUGAUAUUUAUUGAACAGUCAGUUCCCAUCCCCAGUUUAUGGAUAUGCUGCUGUAAACGUGGACGGGGGCGAGAGGAAGUUUUAACCGUUCUGUCUAAACUUAGGAGUUAAGCUAGGAGUGCGUUCAUGAUUUCUUCAUUAAAAGAGGAGUUAUGCUUUGCACUGUGUUUCUCCAAGUGAAGACAGACUUUUUAAAAUGGUACCCUACCAUCGCCACAUGCAGAAAUUGGUGCAUCUCCCCCACCCCGACCCCCCAUGCUGCUCUUUUAGUCUUAAAGGUCUUGAGGGUUGACCGAGUUGCAACAUUGCCAACAUUUCGGGGCUGUCAGGUUGGAUGGGAUGGCCCGUUGUGGAGGAGGUGGGGCAGCCUCCUUGUUGGGCCACAUUGUGUAGCCCAGGGACUGGCCUGCCAGCGACACUACCUGUGGUUCAAGCUUGUGCUUUUAUUGAAAUGACAGUUUCUCGGUUUUUGGUGUGUGUUUGUUUUCUUAAAUUAGGCCUUGGACCACAGCCAUUCAGGAAACUACCCCUUCCCCUGCAUAGAAGCGGACAGUUGUGGGAGACCUAGCAGCACCUUUCCUCCAGACACCUUCACUUUGGCGUCCGGGUUUUUGUGUUAAGUUAAUCUGUACAUUCUGUUUGCCAUUGUUACUUGUGUUUUACGUCUUGUAUAUAGUGUACGGCAAAGGAGUGUUAAUCCACUAUCUCUAGUGCUUGACUUAAACCAGUACAGUACCUGUACCUGCACGGGGCCACUCCGUGUGUCGCCCUAUAUUGAGGGCUUGAGCUUUCCCUUGUUUUUUGAAAGGGGUUUAUGUAUAAAUAUAUUUUAUGCCUUUUUAUUACAAGUCUUGUACUCAAUGACUUUUGUCAUGGCAUUUUGUUCUACUUAUACUGUAAAUUAUGCAUUAUAAAGAGUUCAUUUAAGGAAAAUUACUUGGUACAAUAAUUAUUGUAAUUAAGAGAUGUAGCCUUUAUUAAAGUUUUAUAUUUUUCA
Messenger RNA from Nycticebus coucang (slow loris), 4473 nucleotides. RefSeq names its product axin 2 (gene AXIN2). The transcript is spliced from 11 exons. Bases 589 to 3120 code for a protein of 843 amino acids. The record is from RefSeq and is a predicted model, not a curated record. Gene Ontology annotation, biological process: negative regulation of canonical Wnt signaling pathway. NCBI's taxonomy places the organism in Eukaryota, Metazoa, Chordata, Mammalia, Primates, Lorisidae.